AUGUUGGAUAAAUACGACCCUUCUUCUUAUAACCACCAAUACGCUCAAGUAAAUGGUAUUCGUAUGCAUUAUGUAGACGAAAAUGCCUCUUCUAACAAGGCCUUGUUGCUUGUCCAUGGUUGGCCCGAUCUUUGGAUUGGUUGGAGAGAACAGAUCCAUUUCCUUGUUCAACUCGGUUAUCGUGUCAUUGUUCCCACUCUUCGUGGUUUUGACCCCGCUGAAUACGGUUUUGGUACUAUCUCUAAAGAUUUAGCUGGCCUUUUGGACCAUCUCCAACUUCCUACUGUCACAGUCAUUGGUCAUGAUUGGGGAGGAGCUGUUGUCUGGCGUUUCGCUCAAUUUUACCCUGACCGUGUCAGAGCUGUUGCUAGUUUCUGUACUCCUUAUACUGCACCUGCUACCCAACCUGUCACUUUGGAACAAAUCGUCCAAGUCUUGCCCAAUUUCAAAUACCAACUGUACUUAAACACACCCGAGGCUGAAAAGGACUUGAAUGAAAACGUUGGCAAGUUCUUCCGUCGUAUCUUCCGCCCUGUCGCUGAGAUGAAGGAACCUUUGAUUGAUCCCGAAACCACUCGUUUGGCUGAAGGUCGCUCUGAUAUGGAACGUUCUGAAAAGGUACCCGAAAAGGUCAUGAACUACUAUAUUGAAUGGUACACUAAGCGUGGUGCUCGUGGUGGUCUUAACUGGUACAAGCAAACACACAACAACUAUGUUCAAUGCAAGGAUUUGGAUCCUAUCAUCAAGAAGCCUGCCAUGAUGGUCCUUGCUGAAUUGGAUAAGGCUUUACCUCCUAGUAUGGCUCAAAAGAUGCCUGAAUAUAUUCCCGGUGUUGAAAUGCACCUUGUUCCUGGUUCUGGCCAUUGGAUCUUAUGGGAAAAACCUGAAGAAUGUAACCAAUACUUGAAGGAUUUCCUUGCCAAGGUAGACCCUGUUUCCUCCAACAAAUUGUAA
Messenger RNA from Gilbertella persicaria, 954 nucleotides. RefSeq names its product Alpha/Beta hydrolase protein. Lineage: Eukaryota; Fungi; Mucoromycota; Mucoromycetes; Mucorales; Choanephoraceae. Gene Ontology annotation, molecular function: hydrolase activity. The coding region runs from base 1 to 954 and encodes 317 amino acids. The record is from RefSeq and is a predicted model, not a curated record. The transcript has 3 exons.